AUUAGAGCAUCAGUUUAGGAGCCUCUUUAUUUACCCUUAGUUUAGUUUAGGUGUAGGCAUUACUGAGCACACUGAAAUCGGAUAACACUAAAUUGGACGGUGCGCAAAUGGCACAUGUUUUAGCUGUGCGCUCUCAGUUGUAACCCGAGGUUGAGGGAAUAUAUGUCAAAAAAGUAUGCUUUUCUCAGAGGACACUACCGCAAGGCUUUGCAUGGUGUCCAAGGCACUCACUAGUAUUUGAGUUUUAUUUUUUUUAUUUAUUUCAAGCGUGCAGCUUUUUUUCCUGCAAUUUUAAUUUCCCCUGAAGUUCUUUGCGAAUUUUAUUGCAGCGGAGAGAGCGAUAAAGGGGUUAAAGAGAGUAAAGCGGGGAAAGUGAAUCAGUAUGGAAGAAAAUGAUCACGGCAACAGAGAUGUGGUGGAGCGGCAGGAGUCGGCGGAUGAAUCCAACAGAGCCAUCCUUCCCCUCUUACAGGCGCCGGGGAACCUGCAGAUCCCUCACCGGGUCACCAAUUUCUUCAUCGACAACAUCCUGCGGCCGGAUUUCGGACGGAAAAAGGACGGGGGCGCAAACCGCGAAGAGAACAGCGUGGCAUCGCGGGAGAGCCACAGCAGCCCCGACGCCCCUCAGACCGAGCCGGUGGGGAACACGGUGCCGGCGGAGGGGACCUCCACUCCACACACGGUUACCGGGACCAAGAAGCCCGCUAUAGCCGCCGAGGAGCCGCUGAAACCCCGCGGGGAGAGCGGAGACCAGUGCCUAAGCUCAGACUCAGACAGUUCCCAAGCCAGCUCAAACCCAUCCCACCCUCAGCCCAUGCUGUGGCCAGCCUGGGUGUACUGCACCAGAUACUCGGACAGGCCUUCUUCAGGGCCAAGAUCUCGCAAACCAAAGAAGAAAACGACCAGCAAAGAGGACAAGCGACCACGGACGGCCUUCACAGCAGAGCAGCUGCAAAGACUAAAAUCGGAGUUUCAGACAAAUCGCUAUCUGACCGAGCAGAGGCGGCAGAACCUGGCGCAGGAGCUGGGCCUGAACGAGUCCCAGAUCAAGAUCUGGUUUCAGAACAAGAGGGCCAAAAUCAAGAAGGCCACUGGCGCAAAAAACAGCCUGGCCUUGCACCUGAUGGCACAAGGACUGUACAAUCACGCCACCAUCUCGUCGAAAGACGAAAAAUCAGACAGCGAUUGAUUUCCAGAGAAGUCACAGCAGCCUCCUGACGAAAAAGAACCUAUAGUAGUCUGAUAGAUUUUUAUAGAGAUAUCACCGCAAAACUCUACCUACAGUACAGGAAUAUUUAAAGUUGCCACAGCAGAUAAAAAUACCACAAAGCUCUAUUACUAUCACUAUAAAGCUGACCCACACAGAUACAUACAGGAAAUUUAAAAAAAAAAAAAAAAGAAAGC
Messenger RNA from Epinephelus lanceolatus (giant grouper), 1404 nucleotides. RefSeq names its product engrailed homeobox 2a (gene en2a). Gene Ontology annotation, molecular function: DNA-binding transcription factor activity, RNA polymerase II-specific; RNA polymerase II cis-regulatory region sequence-specific DNA binding. The record is from RefSeq and is a predicted model, not a curated record. Gene Ontology annotation, biological process: regulation of transcription by RNA polymerase II; neuron differentiation; multicellular organism development. Gene Ontology annotation, cellular component: nucleus. Lineage: Eukaryota; Metazoa; Chordata; Actinopteri; Perciformes; Serranidae.